AUGGUGAUCUAUUUGCACUCACUCGAGGAGAUUUGGAAGAAUCGAAAUCGCAUUGUUUAUGAUAGGGUUGCAAUGGCGGGCGUUAUCUCUGCGGCUUCUGCUUUCGCUUUCGGAUCUUGCAAGGAAGGCUGGUACUAUCGCUGCAUCGGUGUCGACCCGUAA
Messenger RNA from Dovyalis caffra, 162 nucleotides. Lineage: Eukaryota; Viridiplantae; Streptophyta; Magnoliopsida; Malpighiales; Salicaceae. The record is from the annotation of a GenBank genome assembly.